AUGUUUUCCCGGCGUUUUAGUAAGCGUAUGGUAUUUCCCUUUAGAAUACCAAAAUAUUUUGUGUCUAAUAUGGAAGUCCCAUUGCAGGCAUCAGUUACUAGUGGAGCAUCGAAGUUUUUGCUUUAUGGCAGCAGCAUAGCAUGUGGCACUAUCAUUGGGUUUUAUUUUAUGAAUUCGAGGUCGGCUAUCCAUGAAUAUGUGCUAUGUCCUCUUCUCAGGCUUGUCACACCAGAUGGUGAAAAUGGACACAGAAUGGGCAUUUGGUUCUUGAAGUGGGGACUGGCUCCAAGGCUAUUGUUCGAUAAGGAUGAUAAGGUAUUAGCUGUAGAUGUAUUUGGAACGAGAAUGACUAAUCCGAUUGGCUGUGCUGCUGGUUUGGAUAAGGAUGCUGAGGCCAUUGACGGAAUUUCACACAGUGGGUUUGGUUAUGUUGAAGUUGGUACUGUUACCCCACUAUCUCAGCCAGGGAACCCGAAACCAAGGUUUUUUAGACUACCUCAGGACGAAGCUGUCAUCAACAGAUAUGGGUUCAACUCUUCUGGUCACAAUGUGGUCUUUGGCAAUAUUACUGAACGUGUUAAUAGGUUCAUAAAGUCAUACUUCAGAGACCAGGAAGUCGACACUUUGGCACUAUACAAAAAUAAGUUGUUAGGUAUUAAUUUGGGCAAGAACAAGGAUGGAGAUGAGGUUAAGGACUUUGUAAAAGGCGUGGAAAAGUUUCAAGCACUAGCAGAUGUUUUAGUUAUCAACGUAUCCUCUCCAAACACGCCAGGUUUAAGAGACCUGCAACAUGAGGGCAAGUUAGUUGAACUCCUGUCACAGGUUGUUGCUAAAAGAGAUUCUUUGAUCGACCAGGGCAAUGCAUUGGGGGCCAAAACUCACAAACCCCCUGUGCUGGUCAAGAUUGCCCCCGAUUUGACCGAACCUGAGUUACAAUCUGUUGCGGAAGCUGCAAAGAAAUCCAAGGUUGAUGGUAUCAUUGUUUCAAACACUACAAUCCAGCGACCAGACACCCUGUAUACAAAAGAGGAGACAAUAAAUAACCAAGCUGGUGGUCUUUCUGGAAAGCCAUUGAAGCCAUUUUCGUUACAGGCAUUAAGAACAAUUUCUAAAUACACAAAAGACUCUGGAUUGAUUUUGGUUGGUUGCGGAGGUAUUUCCUCGGGCCAAGAUGCUAUCGAAUUUGCAAAAGCUGGGGCUACAUUUGUCCAGUUAUACACUUCAUAUGCCUACAGAGGUCCUGGUGUAGUUGCUAGAAUCAAGGAUGAAGUUACUGAACAAUUGAAGAUGGAAGGCAAAACAUGGAUGCAAAUUAUUGGAGAGGAUAACAUUUAA
Messenger RNA from Eremothecium cymbalariae DBVPG#7215, 1335 nucleotides. RefSeq names its product dihydroorotate dehydrogenase (gene URA1). Gene Ontology annotation, molecular function: dihydroorotate dehydrogenase activity. The record is from RefSeq and is a predicted model, not a curated record. Gene Ontology annotation, cellular component: mitochondrial inner membrane; cytoplasm. The transcript has a single exon. Lineage: Eukaryota; Fungi; Ascomycota; Saccharomycetes; Saccharomycetales; Saccharomycetaceae. Gene Ontology annotation, biological process: pyrimidine ribonucleotide biosynthetic process; 'de novo' pyrimidine nucleobase biosynthetic process. Bases 1 to 1335 code for a protein of 444 amino acids.